AGAGAGAGAGAGAGAGAGAGAGAGUUAAGGGGUGUUGUUUGUUAGUGUAAGGGUUAGGGUUCGUGGAGCUUCUGCUUUUUUGUUUCCUUGCUAAUUGUGUCAGAGAAAGAAGCUGUAUUAAUGGUGGAGUGAUAUGAUAACCUCACCAACAUCAGGCGUUUGCUCCAUGGCUUUUUCAUGGAUAGUUCAUGCGGCGGAAUCCCUUUUAUACACGAUUCGCUUAGUGAUCAAGAUGCAAGAUGAAAUACGGGGGAUUUAGCUAAGAAGAAGGUUAUAUACAUAUACUACUCUUCACUACUUGUUGUUGGGUUAUAGGAGAGAGUGUUGGUGAUCAUGGAGAGUACAAGCUUAUCGGAGGGAUCGCGAAAGAAACCUUCUGAUAAGGAUGAAGACGCUGAGGAGGAGGCCGAGGACGAAGAAGGAGAAGAAGAGAAUUGCCUGCAGAACGGCGGGGGGAGCUCGAGCAAUAGCACGGUGGAGGAGAGCGACAGGAAGAACGAGCUGCGGUCGGUGAGGCAGUAUGUGAGGUCCAAAAACCCUAGGCUCCGGUGGACGCCGGAGCUCCACCUUUGCUUUGUUCACGCCGUCGAGAGGCUCGGUGGCCAAGAUCGAGCUACGCCUAAGUUGGUGCUUCAAUUGAUGAACGUCAAGGGGCUUAGCAUAGCGCACGUCAAGAGCCAUCUACAAAUGUAUAGGAGCAAGAAGAUCGAUGAUUCUGGUCACCUAAUAACUGGUUCUGGAAAUGUGGUACAAGGUGGAGAGAGACACAUGUACAAUCUCAGCCCUCUCCAUGGAUUCCACCAUAGGCCAAGUGCUAUUUCAAGAUUUGAUGGCCCAUCUUUGGGCGGCCAUGGAUAUUGGAUGCACAAUAAAUUGCUAGGAAAUAGCAUGAGCACCGCUAUUGUAUCGAAACCGUACACUUCAGCUAGCGAAAUGAUAUUUGGUGAAGGCGGUAGGGCACGAAGCAAUCCCGAAUUUUAUUCCAAUGUUUUAUCGUUAAGCGAUGGAGUACUACUCGACCGCAAAUUCCAUGAAGAUGGUCAUAAUAAGUCCCAAUUAUUCCAUGAGUACAAAGUUGGAAGUAGUUAUCAGGUUGGACCUAGUCAUAGGGCCACCUUUUUCUCACAAUCUCAGGAUAGAGGAGAGCAACUAAGUUUCCACUACAACACAUCAGCCGACGAGAACAAAUCGACGAAACAAGCUAUGUUCUCGCGGAAAGGCAGCUUGGCGUGCGCGGACGACGACAACCAAGGACCGGAUCUAAACCUUUCUCUUAGUGUCGGACCGAGGAAGGAUAAGAGACCAAGGACAUGGGAAUUGGAUGAGGUGGUGGAUAGCAACUUAUCUCUCUCCUUAUUUUCUCCCACAAAGCAAGAGAGAUGCAUGAUGAAGGGUAACAAAACCUCAAAGCUUAGCAUGUCAGAGAAGGGCAAAGAAGGCACCAGGGAGGAUGCAAGAGGGACAAGUACUCUAGAUCUCACUAUAUGAAUUAAAAGCCAUGUGUGGUGAGAUGUUGUGGUACUUGUCCAAGGGGCAAGGUAAUGUCUUACACCUCUUUAAUUUCUUUUCUUCAUCACUUUCUAUUUUGUACUCAUUGUAGAGUUAUUUAAUUAAGGGCACAAUAAGACAUUGUAUAUGCCUUGUAUACUUUUAUCGGAAUCUCAGUAUCUAACUCAAGAAGCCA
This is a messenger RNA of Ananas comosus (pineapple), 1684 nucleotides long. Its product is annotated as two-component response regulator ARR2. Lineage: Eukaryota; Viridiplantae; Streptophyta; Magnoliopsida; Poales; Bromeliaceae. The record is from RefSeq and is a predicted model, not a curated record. The transcript has 5 exons. Bases 334 to 1488 code for a protein of 384 amino acids. Gene Ontology annotation, molecular function: DNA binding; DNA-binding transcription factor activity.